AGUGGCACAGUAGUUCACGUGUGGCUUGCCGGACAGAUAUAAGCCUGUACACUUCUUUGGACCAUGAAGACACGUGGUAAUACGUGUCGCCAAUCACACGACGCGAUUCACACCGGCGAACCCAAAUAAGUACUCUGACAUGCGGAUAGAAUCCUUGUCUGAAGUCUGAACAAGCUAAGCCACACGAAUGGAGCGCGCGAGCUGGCUGCUGCUGGCGACGCUCGCCAUCUCGCUCCUCUGCUACCUCGCCAACCUCCGACGGCGCUCCGGCGCUCCGCGGCGGCCGCCCGGCCCCCGCCCGCUCCCGCUGAUCGGCAACAUCCUCGACCUGCGCGGCGGCAACCUCCACCACACGCUCGCGGGCCUGGCGCGCGCCCACGGCCCCGUCAUGCGCCUCGAGCUCGGGCUCGCCGCGGCCGUGGUCGUCUCCUCCCGCGGAGCGGCGAUGGAGGCGUUCACGAGGCACGACCGGCGCCUCGCCGCGCGGGCCGUGCCGGACGCAGUCCGCGCGCUCGGGUUCGCUGACCGGUCCGUUGUGUGGAUGCCGAGCUCCGACCCGCGGUGGAAGAACCUGCGCGGCAUCGUGGCCGCGCACAUCUUCGCGCCGCGGAGCCUCGCCGCGGCGCGCGGCGUCCGGGAGCGCAAGGUGCGGGACCUGGUGGACUACCUCCGCGGGCGCGCCGGGGAGGAGGUGGAGGUCGGCCAGGCCAUGUACGGCGGGGCGCUCAACCUCCUGUCGAACGCCUUCUGCUCCGCCGACGUGGUCAACGUCGGCGCCGGGUCGGCGCAGGGGUUACGGAAGGUCGUGGAGGACCUCGUCUCGCUGAUCGCGAAGCCCAACGUCUCCGACCUCUUCCCGUUCCUCCGGCCGCUUGACUUGCAAGGACGCCGGCGACACGCGGCCAGGCAAAUCGAGAAAGUUUUGCGGGUCUUGGAUGGUAUCGUUGACCGCCGGCUGGCUUCCUCCGCCUCCCCCACGGACAAGCAGCAAGGUGACUUCCUCGACACGCUCCUCGAGCUCAUGUCCACGGGCAAGAUCACCCGCGAGGACGUGACGACCAUCCUGUCCGACGUCUUCAUCGCCGGCAGCGACACUAUCGCCAUCACGGUGGAGUGGACGAUGGCCGAGCUCCUCCGCAACCCGACCGCCAUGGGCAAGGUGCGCGCGGAGAUCAAUGGCGCUCUCGGCGGCAAGGACGCCAUCGAGGAGCCCGACGCGGCGGGCCUGCCGUACCUCCACGCCGUGAUGAAGGAGGCGAUGCGGCUGCACCCGGUGGCGCCCAUCCUGCUACCGCGCCGGGCCGCCGAGGACGGCGUCGAGAUCGGCGGCUACGCGGUGUCCAAGGGCUCCACGGUGAUCUUCAACGCGUGGGCGAUAAUGCGCGACCCGGUGUGCUGGGAGAGGCCCAACGAGUUCAGGCCGGAGAGGUUCCUAGACGAGGCGGCCAAGGUGGACUUCCGGGGCAAGGACUUCGAGUUCAUCCCGUUCGGUUCCGGGCGGAGGGUGUGCCCCGGCGUGCCCAUGGCGGAGCGCGUGGUGCCGCUCAUACUGGCAUCGCUGCUGCGCGCGUUCGAGUGGCGACUGCCCGACGGCAUGUCCAGCGAGAAGCUGGACGUGCGCGAGAAGUUCACCACCGCCAAUGUCAUGGCUGUCCCUCUCAAGGCCGUGCCUGUCAUCGUCGCCUAGUUUCUGCUGGGCGUUGGGAAGGGUGGCACUGGCAAUACGGCAUUUAUGAAGUGCAACAAACUAACUGUUCAUCCGCUCCCUAUCCUGUCUCCCAGCUCAAUACUACUCCGCCUCCGAUGAUAAACGUGGAAGCAUAUAAGAUCAUAAAAAGGACACACGACGGCUUUAUAUCCUGGGGCAACGACCAUGAGUACUCCCUGGUAAAAAGUGGCUACAGUGAGCAGGUACAGUUAAACAGUUGCCGCCGUCCAAAUCAGUCACCGAAUCGUCUCCUGGUUACCUGGACUGGCCUAUCAACCCGUUCUCAAUAUAAUUAGAAUUAAUAUAAAAGUAAAAUUUAUAGCUAAUAAUUAUAAUUAUUUAUCCACGUCCUCUUUUAUCUACUAAAUAUUCUAAUACAUACACUAAAAUACAUAUUUAUCAUUAUCUAGUUGUAAUAAAUUUCAUUUUACAUCAUACCUCUAUGCGUGUUUGAUAUAUAUUU
Molecule: messenger RNA, 2171 nt
Organism: Panicum hallii
Lineage: Eukaryota; Viridiplantae; Streptophyta; Magnoliopsida; Poales; Poaceae
Product: cytochrome P450 76M5-like
Exons: 2
Coding region: 188-1687 (499 amino acids)
Molecular function (GO): heme binding; monooxygenase activity; oxidoreductase activity, acting on paired donors, with incorporation or reduction of molecular oxygen
Source: RefSeq, a predicted model, not a curated record